ACAAGCCUGUCGAUAAUCCCGCGGGACCACUCAUUUUGUGGCCAAUCUUUUUUUGUUGACGUGUUUUUGGCACUUUUCCCGCCGGAUCGCCAGAAAUGUCUGUGUCAAACCCCUCUGUUUUGACUAAAGACCAGCUGAAGCGGGAACUUCGUGAGGCCGGAGUCUCUCUGCCGAGCGGGGACCAGAGGAAAGACGUGUACGUGGAACUGUACAGGGAACAUCUGCUGAAAGGUGGGAGGGGGACGCCAGGCAAAGGCGAGUUCUCCAGCGACGAGGAAGACUCUCUCAGAGGCACUCCAGGACGUGGCAGUGUGAAAAAUAAGGUGUUGAAGAAGACAGCAAAGAAGACAGCGCCCCCAGAAAUGGACGUGACACAGUUGUCUGACAAGGAGCUUGGUGAAAGGCUACAGGAGCUGGGGGCUACUGUGGGCCCUAUAGUCGCGACCACCCGUCGUGUGUACGAGCGGAAGUUGGAGAAACUGUUGGCGGACGGUACAGGCCAGCAGAACGGGUCUCAGAGCGAGUCUGACCAGUACAGUGACAGCGAGGAGGAAGAAGAAGAUGUGGAAGAGCAGGUACAGGCGAGCACACAGACCUCCCCCAGGAUGGAACAGUCCACUGACAGACCUCAGACUGGUGUGAGAAGGCGACCGGCACCGCGGGAGCAGCCCGCAGAUCGACCUUUGACCACUCGUGACCUCCGGGACUCCCCACGGAAGACAAGGGGGACCCCCGUCAAGGAGGCACAAGGGUUACCACCAAAGCCUACAAAGCGUGCAUACCCACCUCCCACCAAGGAGGACCUGAACUCAGAAGACAACCUGCAGAGAAAGCCCCUCCAUCCAGAGGGCGCUGCUGCACAGGAGCCAACCAAGAGCCGCUUCUCCUUCUGGCUGAAGCUGGGGUUCCUCCUGUUCCUCAUCGUGUUGGCCAUCCUGGUGUACAGUGCAAUGGAAGGGCGGCACAUCAGCUCCAUCCCCAAACUACCCUCCAAUGUGUUCUCCAAGGGAGGGAAAAAAGAAGCCGCUAGUCCUGUGUAGUUACUAUAGCAACCAGGUGUACACACCUGCUGCAAGGAUUCUUAGAAAUCUUUUGUAAUUCCACAAAAACCAAACUGACAUUUCGUUCAGGUUUCCUUACAAGUAUUAGUGUUUUUUCACGUCAGUGUCAGGUUUUCCAUGCCCUAACCUUGCAAUACCACAAGUGGUAGUCGAGAGAAUCUUGAAUCCGAUUUUGUAUCAAUAGAUAUUGUGUCCACUUUAUACACCUGUAUAGUUGUUCUAUAGAGAAGUACAUGCUUAGCUUGGAUAUAUGCUCUGCAUGUACAGUUCAGCAUUAUGGAGGGAACUUUGUAAAUUCCUUUAGACUUGGGUCCAAACAGUCAACAAAAUAAGAACAGGUCUUGAAAAUGUGUUCAGUGAAGGUACAUACAUGUAUAUACAU
This is a messenger RNA of Branchiostoma belcheri (Belcher's lancelet), 1443 nucleotides long. RefSeq names its product lamina-associated polypeptide 2, isoforms beta/delta/epsilon/gamma-like. The coding region runs from base 96 to 1040 and encodes 314 amino acids. Lineage: Eukaryota; Metazoa; Chordata; Leptocardii; Amphioxiformes; Branchiostomatidae. Gene Ontology annotation, molecular function: DNA binding. The transcript is spliced from 6 exons. The record is from RefSeq and is a predicted model, not a curated record.